UUUUUCUCUUUCUUUCUUUCUUUCUUUCUUCAUACUUCUCUCCUUCUUUCUAAAUACUUCCUUCUUCAUUCUCCUUAGAGCUCUCCAAAUGUCUCAAAUCUCAGAAACUUCUCCAAAGCAUUGCGCCAAGAAAGGAGGGAUUAACAUCAACAACCGUCGCAAGAAACUCUUCUUCACAUUCUCAACUUUCUUCAGCGGCCUUCUCCUCAUCAUCUUCCUCAUUUGGCUCACCCUCCACCCUGCAAAACCCGAGUUCUCCCUCACAGAAGCCGACAUCUACACCCUCAAUCUCUCCUCCUCCGCCACUCAUCUCCUCAACUCCUCAAUCCAGCUCACUCUCUUCUCCAAAAACCCUAACAAAAAAGUUGGAAUUUACUACGACAAGCUACUCGUAUACGCAGCAUACAGAGGGCAACAAAUAACAUCAGAAGCUUCUCUACCACCUUUUUAUCAAUCCCACGAAGAAAUCAAUCUUUUGACAGCCUUUCUUCAAGGGAAUGAGCUACCCGUUGCUCAGUCUUUUGGCUAUCAAAUCGUUCGUGAUAGGGCAGCCGGUAAAGUAAUCAUCGGUAUGAAGAUGGAUGGGAAGCUAAGGUGGAAGAUCGGGACGUUUGUCUCUGGCGCAUACCGGUUUAAUGUGAACUGUGUUGCAAUCGUUGCUUUUGAUCCAAACAUGACCACUGAUCCAUUAGCUUCAAUACAAGGGACUGGUUGCUCUACCGAUAUAUAAGAUAUAUUGAAUAAUCAACCAUAGAUAUACACUAUAGUUUCUUUUGCUGUAUUUUAAUGAUGCUUUUUGUGUUGGUAAUUAGUACUACUUGUAAAGCUAUAUUUAAACUGUUUAUAUAGAAUUAUAUAAAGAGCU
Molecule: messenger RNA, 865 nt
Organism: Brassica oleracea var. oleracea
Lineage: Eukaryota; Viridiplantae; Streptophyta; Magnoliopsida; Brassicales; Brassicaceae
Product: protein YLS9-like
Exons: 1
Coding region: 89-730 (213 amino acids)
Biological process (GO): defense response to other organism
Source: RefSeq, a predicted model, not a curated record